GUCCCGGUGCCGCUGUGGCCGUGUCCCGGUGCCGCUGUGGCCGUGUCCCGGUGCCGCGGUCCCGUUCAAGGCCCAGCCCGGGGCGGUCUCCGCGGGCUCCGGUCCCGCCCCUGGCCUUGCACGUGCGGCGGGCGCCACUCGGAUUGGCUGCGCGGUGUCACGUGUCCAUCAGCUGACCCGCGGCCGUAGCAGCGAUUGGCGGAGCGGGGGGCGGGGCCCCGGGAGCAGCGGUGCCGCCAUGUCCGCCGGGCCGGGCCGGGCCGGGCCCCGCCGCUCCCCCCAGGGCCUCGACCUCGAUGCGGAGCGAGAGAAGAUCCGCCGGGAGAUCGAGCAGCUGGAGCGCAGCCUGCAGCCCGGCGGGGCCGACAUCCAGCUGUCCGGCUCCAGCCUCAGCUCCGCAGAUGAUGAUGAUGAAGAAGAUGAUGAUGAAGAUUCUCAUGCUGAAAUGGAAGUGGAAAUAGGAGAAGACAGCAGUGAUGAUGAUGAUGAAGAUGAUAUUGAAAGCCUGCCCCAGGAUCCAGAAACCUGCCUGCAGAUGAACCAUGUGUACCAGGAAGUUAUCAAGGAAAAGAUUGAGGAAGUGGAGCUGCUCAUAGCACAAAACAAAGAAGAGCAGAAGGAAAUCAUGUGGGAGCUUGAAGGUACAAAAACAGCCAAGGCAGGAGAUGGCAGAAAUCUACCAGCAAAUGUGUUUUUGGGUCAUUUCAUGAAGCCAUACUUUAAGGAUAAAGUAACAGGAGUUGGCCCUCCUUCCAAUGAAGAUGCCAAGGAAAAGGCAGCUCAGGGCAUAAAAUCCUUUGAACAGCUGCAUUCAACCAAGUGGAAAACUGGAGAGAAGAUACUGCUGCAGAAAUCUGUGGUGAGCGACCGCCUGCAGCGCCUGCUCCAGCCCAAGCUGCUCAAGUUGAGUUAUUGGAAUCAGAAACUGGAGAAAGUCAAGACUGAAACAGAAAAACAGAUCUUGGAAAAGCAAAUCAAGGACUUGGAGCGAGAAAUAGAGGCAAUAAACCAACUCCCAGAAAGUGACUUAAUAGGAAACAGAUUUGAUGAGCAUGACUGGGACAAAAUUUCAAACAUCCAUUUUGAUGGACAACGUAGCUCAGAAGAGCUGAAGAAGUUUUGGCAAAAUUGGGAGCAUCCAAGCAUCAACAAAAAGGAAUGGACUGAGGAGGAAAUAGAGAAGCUGAAGCAGAUAGCUGCUAAACACAACUACCUGGACUGGCAGACCAUUGCCCAGGAGCUGGGGACAAACAGGACACCUUUCCAGUGCUUGCAGAAAUACCAAAUCUAUAACAAAGAUUUAAAAAGGAAAGAAUGGACCAAGCAUGAAGAUGAGAUGCUUUUAGAGCUUGUUCAAGAGAUGAGAGUGGGAAGCCAUAUCCCAUACAAGAAAAUUGCUUAUUACAUGGAAGGAAGAGAUUCUGCUCAGCUAAUUUACCGCUGGACGAAGAGUGUGGACCCCAGCUUGAAGAAAGGACCCUGGACACCAGAGGAAGAUGCUAUGCUGAUGGCUGCAGUUAAGAAGUAUGGGGAGAAGGACUGGUACAAAAUCCGGACAGAAGUGCCAGGCAGGAGCGACGCCCAGUGCCGGGGCCGGUAUUUAAAAGCUUUGCACUGGGAUGUAAAGAAAGGCAGGUGGAGUUUGGAGGAAGAGGAGAAGCUGAUUGAACUCGUUCAAAAGCAUGGCCUGGGUCAUUGGAGUAAAAUAGCUUCAGAGCUGCCACAUCGGACUAGCUCCCAAUGCCUGAGCAAGUGGAAAAUCAUAAUUGGCUCUAAGAGGAAAAGAUCUAGGGGGACCAAACGACGCAAUGGUGAGGAGAGCUCCAGCCUGUCAGAGAGCAGCAGUGAGGACAUGGAGCUGGACCUGACAGACUGCUCAGAGGAGGAGGUGACCAGAACCACCAGGAAGGAGUGUGCAAUCCCCAGCAUUGACCUGUGGAUACCAACAGGGACAGACAUGCAGGAGGCAGCCAGAGAGAGAUAUCAAAUCCAAUCCCUCCUCUCUGCUGCCAGGGCUGGCGCAGGGAGCAGCUGCAGUGACAUUCCAAGGGCAGGAUGUGAUGGAGACAAAGCUGUUGAUAAAUCAUGUGAGCUGAACACCCUGCUGAGGGGCAUUGCACAGCCCCAUUCCACAGAUGUGCUGGUGAAGAAUGCAGAAGAAGUGAUAGCCAAGGCUUCCCAGUGUGGAAAAGAAGUGCUGCAGGUUAGCCUGGAGGAUGUGAGAACAAUAUUAAGGAGUAACACGAGAUUCCAAAGGAAACUGAUACUAAAACCUCCUGCCAGCCUGUUAGCCAAGCCCCCUGGAGUGGGUGCAGAUGCUGAUCAGGAUGUCCAGGAGCUGCCAGAGAGAGUUCGGUACCAGGUCAGGGAGCACUGGAAGAGGCUGAGCCUGGACAGGAAGCUGCUGAUGGCAGUGACCCCUUGGGUGGGCAAUGUGCUGCUGCCCUGCACCUUGCAGGCUGGGAGGAGAAAAGCUGCUGCUAUUCACAACAAUAAGUCAGUUGGUCUCACCAGCACUCCCCUGUUUGCACUGCUCAUUCAGCUCUUCCAGAUUGACACCAAAGGCUGUAUGAAGGUUAUUAAGGAGAGGAGGCUGAGGCAGUUGGAGCUACAUAAGGCUAAUGCAAGAAACCCUCAGCAGGCUUCCCAAAAUAUGGAGACUUCUUCAGGCAACUCAUCCCAAGCUUGUUCUCAGAGGAAUUCCCAGCAGGGCAAUCCGAAGGGUGCUGUCAGGAGACAAUCUGCUGUGAGAGCAAGGGACACUCCCACUGAUGCCUGGGAGAGCUGUGCCCCAGCUGGGCAGGGAGUUCCCCCAGCCCAGUGGCAAAGGCAGAAGCCUAAAACUGUCUCACAAUUGCUGUGGGAGAAGCGUUUAAAGGAGUCCCAGGCCAAGAACGUCAUGCAGAGGACGGUGCUGCUUGCCCCACAGCAGAGGCCAGCCAGCCUGCUGCCUGCUCUUGUCACUCCACAGGCUGCUUCUCCCGGGCUUCCCAACAGCAUCCUGCCCUUCAGGUGGGUUGUGACCGCCCAGGCUCUGUUCCCCUGCGAUGUGCAGGCUGUGGUGGGUGUUCCCCAGGUAAUGCCAGCUGCUGCUGGGAGAAAUCAGUGUCAGACAACUGUGAUUUCCAAUGGCAAUGUCUGUGCUUUGGGAGAGACUCCUGUACCAGCUGGAGCAAAUCUGCCUCACCCCAGCAGUGCAGAGACAAAAGGACCAAGUUCCCAGCUGAAAGGAGUUCCUUUGGGAAAGGCAGCUGACCAGUGCACAGUUCUCUUACCUGUGGCCUCAGGGAGUCCUGGAUGCACCACGUCCAGCGUUUCUGCUGUAACCCCUGUGUGUUCAGGUGGCUCCUCCAUGGCUCCAGACUCCUUUGCAGCUCCAGCUGCCAGCCCAGUCCUGUGUGCCGUGGUGCUGCCCCAGACAAAGCUCCCUGCCAGCACUCAGGGCUCUGUUUCCCAGCCUGUGCCCAGUCUCACCAGCUUGGGAAGGAGCAGUGACUCCAUCACAACAAACAGGUCAUCCUUCAACCCAGACAGCAUCAGGAAACAGGCUGUGCUCUGUCCAGGAGCUGCAACUCCUCACAGCAAUGUCCCAGGGAGCUCUGGUUGCUCUCGUGCCCAGGCACUGAGGAACAGACCCAUUGCCUCCAAACCACCGAGUGCUGACGCCCCCCCUCAACCAAGCACUUCAAAUGCAGAGAAGAAUCUCCUUGACUACAGCCUGAUCUCCCUGGAGGAUGAGGGGCUGGUGAAGGAAUGGCUGAGUGGGAAACAAGGUGUUCAGGUGCCAUCACUGCAGACCAGGCUGCCUUAUCUGCCACCUUUCCUCUGCAGUAUAAAAACCCUCUCAAAGCUCCUUGUGCAGAAAGCAGCUCUGGAAGAGCAAGCAGCCUCUCUCCUGCCCUCUGAAGCCAGUGGGGAUGGGAGCACUGGGGAUGUUUUCCAUGCUAUUGGAGAACUGGUGGAGCAGAAACUGGGUGAUAACCCUGCUUACCUCCUGCUGAAAGCCAGAUUCCUGGCAGCCUUCACACUCCCAGCUGUCCUGGCAACUCUUCCUCCUCCCAAAGUGACAACAACUCUGUCAGCCAGCGUGAAGCAACAUGAGGAGAGUGAUGACGAGUGGCAGAGUGAGAAAGAAGUGUCUGAGGAAGAGAGUUGUGGGAAAAAAUUAACAGGAGUACGAGAGGACUGGAGACUUAAGGAUGAGCCUGGAGACAAAAAUGCUGAUUUACUAAAUCAGGGCAUGAGGGCUGAGGAGAGCCCUGCUCAGUCUGCCCUGGGCUCCUGCACUGAUGUGGAUGAUGCCAGAGCUCCCCAGCUCAGGAGAAGUACCCGCCUCAGGAAGAGGAGGAGAAGGAUAUGAGAAGGAAAUGUGUCAGUAGCUCCUCAGUGGGGUCACUGGAGUGAGCUCUGCCUGCAUGGCAGAAGGAGAUAAUCUUUGCAUUGUUCACUUUUACCACCUCCAAUGCUUACUUGAUGGACCUGGGGAAGAGGAAAAUGCUGGAUUGAUUUUCCCAUCCCUCAACAAAAUCUGCAUCUGUAGGCAAGGUGUAAAAAUGAAGGAAAUUGUCUGGAGGGAAAUCUUUCAGGCACAGACUUCUGCUCUUUCAAACUCCCACCUGCCAUAGAUGCUGAGGGGGAACAUUGCUUGAAAUCCGGGGAAACGAGUAAUGGUGGUUAUUUAUUUCCUUCUUGUGUUAGCCCCUAUUUAUGUGAAUGUUUAUCCCUGUUCAGAAUAUGUUAAUUGGGUGUUUUUUAGUGCUGUGGCAGUGGCUUUGCUUGGUAACUGACUGAAUACUGUGGAAUAAGCAGCACAUUAAUUUUGUAUCAAAAUGACUCUUUAAGUAUUUGUUGAAAUACAGAUGUUUUAUUUUUCUCACUU
Poecile atricapillus (Black-capped chickadee) is the source of this 4879-nucleotide messenger RNA. RefSeq names its product small nuclear RNA activating complex polypeptide 4 (gene SNAPC4). The transcript is spliced from 23 exons. Lineage: Eukaryota; Metazoa; Chordata; Aves; Passeriformes; Paridae. Bases 239 to 4360 code for a protein of 1373 amino acids. The record is from RefSeq and is a predicted model, not a curated record.